Messenger RNA from Staurois parvus, 374 nucleotides. The record is from the annotation of a GenBank genome assembly. Lineage: Eukaryota; Metazoa; Chordata; Amphibia; Anura; Ranidae.
CUUUGGGUGUCAAUUACCGGGACCCAGCCAGUGAUUACUCGCCGACACCUGGUGAUCGCCGAGUAUUACCAAUGGAGUAGAGAUCCGUUUGUAAACAAGACAGUUCUCUCCCCUGUCAACUCUGACACACUGCUUUUGUAUGUCUCUGCAUAGCAGAGCUAGUUGAAAGCACACAGACAGCAUACUGUGAAACAGCACACAGCUAACUUUGAUCGCCCCAGAUGUUAACCCCCGCCUGCCCAAUGUCAUUAGUAAAGUGUCAGUGCUUUUUAUUAGCACUGAUCACUGUAUUGAUGUCACUGGGGAUGUCAAUGACACCAAGUCAGUUCCCCCCAGUGUCAGAAUGCCCACCGCAGUCCCGCUAUAAGUCGCUG